AUGAAGGCAGCCGUUUCGUUAUCAGAAUUACUCAAUGGCAACACGAAGGCAAGAAGAGCUGAAGCGAAUACAAACGAGGUCCAGGAGCCAACAUAUAACGAGGACGAGACUCUGGAGUCGAUAGACAUGUCUGGUGAAGUUGGCUCUUCCUCACCUUUGAAAACUAGCCAACCGACUCCCAAGGAAAAAGGAGGACCAUCGGUACAAAGCUUUUUGAUGAGUAGUCGGCAGAAGAAAGGUGAUACUAUGUUGCCAAAGGAAUUUUCUGAAGAACCGGAAAUCAUAGCAUUAGAUGAUGACUUUAACGACGAGUUGCAUCUGGGGAUUGAAAGCGAGAAUAAUGGAUCAAGACUCCCGACUGUCAGUCGAGUGGAACCUCCUUCAAGCUUCAAGAAGACGACUUUAAAGGACCUCUUUAAUAAUUUCAGGCCAGAAUCAGAGCCAUUGAAAUUGAAAGCUUCUGUGGUCUCCAGUAUCGCGCUUCAGGAAGAAAAGAAGAAAGUCAAGCGUGGAGCAAUAUCUUCGUCAGCUCCCUUCCCAUCUAGACAAAUGGUUGAGCCAUUUGGAGCCAUUGCAGAGAACAGAAGCUUAAAUCUGCCAAUGAAUAAAAAAAAGCGUUGCAUAACCGAAUUGAUAUCAUUUGAUCCAGAUGACUUCAAAUCACUUAAUGACAGGGAAAGUUCACAAGAAAAUACAGGGCGUGUCAAGAUCGCUAGUGCAAGGAAGUACUCUCAAUUGUGGACCAAGCUAUUCAAACCAAGGUCAGUUGAUGAUGUGAUGUUAGAGCCUUCUUUAAAAAAAAAUGUAGCUGAAUGGAUUGAAACUGCAUUUCUAAAGCUAAGGCGACCUACUAAAAGGACUAAAAUGCUCAAACGUCAAAAGAUUGAAUACGACCCACUGGAUGACUUUAUAAUUGAUGAAAGUCUUGACAUUGAAAACACCACAGAAGAGUUUGUUCCUAUAAUGAUAAUGCAUGGCGACGGAAUUGGUAAGAAUACACUUCUAGACGUACUGAUGGACCACCAUGAGGGACAGAUUUACGAAGUCAAUACUUCCAACAAUAGGUCCAAGAAGGACAUCCUUGAUACCUUAAUGGAUUUCUCUACAACACAUUAUGUCAAAGGCCAGGGAUCUAAGGGUAUCAUACUGUUGGAUGAUGUAGACGUACUGUUCAAAGAACACGACAAGUUUUUUUGGCAAACGGUUGAAAAGAUCCUUCUUACCAGCAGAAGGCCCAUUGUUAUACUUUGCAGGGAUAUCAAUUUUGUGCCGAGCAAUGUAAUCCAGCUUGCCAUAGAAGAGGAUUCUCUUUUCCAUUGUAAGAGGGUUUCUCAUCAGACAGUCAUAGCAUUCUUGGAGAGAUACUGUCGAAAGAUCGAUCUCAAGAUUGAUCGAGCCAUUUUGCAGUUGCUAGUUGCAUGUAGCAAAAGAGACAUUCGAAAAUGCUUAAUGGAUCUUCAGUUCUGCUGUACACCACCUGGGGAUUUCAAGGAACCCGCAGCUUCGUCACAAGAAAGUGUACCGUACCCCGAUCUGAAAAAGACAUCUCAACAUUUGGACCUACUAUCAUUCGGUGACAUUUUAGAUAGGCAAACCGUUUGGAAAUCUUCUAUCUCACAGGACAUAGAUCACACCCUGAUGACACCGCAUGCCCAAGCAGCUCUGAAUGGCAUGGCUGACGACCAAGAGCGUCUGCAGCAUGACUACAUGGUAGACUACAGACUCCACCUUGUUGACAAACUAAACAAUCUGCAGCUACCAUAUGAACUGAACGUUGGCAACUAUUUAGAGCAGCAACUGUCUUGUGGCUUGCUAGCAAAACCUACUAAAUUAAAUGCCAAUCAAUACGAGAAAAUGAAAAGCGCCAGCGUGAACUAUCUUAAAACUAGAGUGGCCAAGAAAAAUUUGAUAGAAGGAAAGGUGAGAAAGACUAGGAACUCGAAGAGGAUGCGUGAAAUUUUGGACCGUUUCCAGGGUUUCUACUCUGCUGACGAGCUUGAUGAAUCUGUGGAAGUCGAUUUUGAGGUGAACAACAGUAAGGACGUUAAAGAACAAAUAAAUCCUUAUGUUCUUGAAAUCGCUAAGGCGGAACUGCAGGUGAAAGAAGGAAACAAGGAAAUAUUUUUCGAACAGUGCAAAGGUAUUGACAAAGAAGAAUAUAAUGAAGUAGCAUGGCGUUUAACUCAGGAGCGCCUGCUCAAACCUAUCUGGUUUAAAGCUGAUCCAAACACUGUGAUCAACUGCUGGAAAUAA
Messenger RNA from Torulaspora delbrueckii, 2253 nucleotides. RefSeq names its product Elg1p (gene ELG1). Gene Ontology annotation, cellular component: nucleus. Gene Ontology annotation, molecular function: DNA binding. Bases 1 to 2253 code for a protein of 750 amino acids. Lineage: Eukaryota; Fungi; Ascomycota; Saccharomycetes; Saccharomycetales; Saccharomycetaceae. The transcript has a single exon. The record is from RefSeq and is a predicted model, not a curated record.